AUGAACGCUGUUCUCAACCCGAUUUUCUAUUUACCCGACGAGCCUGACCCGACCCGAAGAUUCGAAAUUCUCGCCCCGACUCGAAUCCCUAGAAUGUACCAUUCGGCGUCUCUCCUUCUUUCCGACGGCAGAGUCUUAGUCGGAGGAAGCAAUCCUCACCGGAAUUACAAUUUCACGGCGAGGCCGUACCCGACGGAGCUCAGCCUCGAGGCUUACCUCCCGCGUUACCUCGAUCCACAGUACGUGCGCGUGAGGCCGACGAUUAUCACGGUGGAGCUCGCCGGGAAUAUGUUGUACGGUCAAGGUUUUGCGGUCACGUUCGCGAUUCCGGCGUUCGGAAUGUUUGACGGAGGAGUGUCGGUGCGGCUAGUGGCGCCGUCGUUCAGCACUCACUCGACGGCGAUGAACCAGAGGAUGUUGGUGUUGCGUGUGAGGCGCGUGAGUCAGUUAUCUGUUUUCGCGUAUAAAGCUGACGUGGAAGGACCAACGAACUCCUAUGUGGCACCGCCUGGGUAUUAUAUGAUGUUCGUGGUCCACCGUGGAAUCCCGAGUGUAGCUGUUUGGGUUAAGAUUUAA
Camelina sativa (false flax) is the source of this 576-nucleotide messenger RNA. NCBI's taxonomy places the organism in Eukaryota, Viridiplantae, Streptophyta, Magnoliopsida, Brassicales, Brassicaceae. The record is from RefSeq and is a predicted model, not a curated record.